This is a messenger RNA of Gilbertella persicaria, 891 nucleotides long. Its product is annotated as GDSL lipase/esterase. Gene Ontology annotation, molecular function: hydrolase activity, acting on ester bonds. Lineage: Eukaryota; Fungi; Mucoromycota; Mucoromycetes; Mucorales; Choanephoraceae. Bases 1 to 891 code for a protein of 296 amino acids. The record is from RefSeq and is a predicted model, not a curated record. The transcript has a single exon.
AUGAAGUUGUCUUUGCUUUCUCUUGCUGCUAUCUCUGUCAGUAUUGCUGCUACUGCUGCUGUUGUGUCUCCUACUCGUAUUGACAAAAUCAUUGCUUAUGCUGAUAGUUUCACAGACAAUGGUAAUGUGUUUUCUCAUACUAAUUUCCCUCCCACUCCACCUUAUUAUCAAGGUCGAUUCAGUAAUGGCCCUACAUGGCUUGAAUAUGUCAAUCAAAACUUGAUUGGUGUGGCUGUCAUGAACUAUGGUUAUGCUUAUGCCACCACAAACAAUGUGGAUGUCUAUAGUCAAGUAGGUAACUACAUUGUGCCUGGAUUAAAGCAACAAGUGGAGACUAUCUUUGUGAAUGGCACAUCUAAAGAUCUUUAUGUGAUCUUCUUUGGCUAUAAUGACUUGAAUGCCAUCUUGAACCCUAAUAUUUAUUAUACUAUCAACAAGAGAUACAGUAAGGAAAAAGUUGUUCAAAACGUGAUAGAAUCUGUUCAGCAGUUAGUCAAGAUGUAUGGUGCCAAACACUUCUUGAUCAUGACUGCACCUCCUUUCGAUCAGUUCCCUGCCUUUAAAGGCAUUCGUCAACAAGAGACAACGCAGCUUAUCAAGGAUUAUAAUGCUUUGUUACAGUCUCGAUUGCUUCAAAAAGUGAAAGGAGUCGAUAUCAAGUUUCUAGACGACAAUGCUUGGUUGUUAGAACAAUUGGCUCAUCCUGAAAAAGUGAAUGUAAAGACAACAUCUGAGCCUUGUGUUUGGGGAUUAGGUAACACGACUUCUUGUGAUGAUGCUGAAAAUCAUUUUUUUUGGGAUUCUUUUCAUCCUACGACCAAGGUUCACCAAGCCAUGGGUGAAUGGGUUGUGAGUCAAUUAAAGGGACUUUAUGAACUCAAACACCAUUAA